This is a messenger RNA of Porites evermanni, 547 nucleotides long. The record is from the annotation of a GenBank genome assembly. Lineage: Eukaryota; Metazoa; Cnidaria; Anthozoa; Scleractinia; Poritidae.
AACGCAAAUGUAGGGAAAGACUUGGAAUUGCGGGACGUUAUAAAAGAACCCACUUCGACAGGAGACGUAGUCCUCGGACACUGGACAGUGCUUGUGCAGUUAAGUGUGGUUGUCUAUUUCAAAUUCACCCUGGCACGGGUAGCCCGUUCCAGGCGUCCAGAUAGUGGGGAGCGAUGCGAAGUAAAAAUGAGCGCCUACCCCUCUACUUUUCAUCGCUUUCUUUACUUCGCACCGCUCUCCACUAUCCUGAACGCUUGGCACAGGCUAGGUACGGGGCAUCGUCCUUCCAUUUCUUGUAAACUGCAGCUCUCCUUCUCAGAGGCGUCUUUGUGUUGUCAGUAGCCCAUUCUGGUGUUAUUUGGAGGCUAAGGAGAAAGGAAAAAGGAAGCGCGCGGGACACGUUGCAUCCUCAUCGACCUCCGCGGGCUUUCUUUUCUUUGAUAUAUUGCGUUUUUUUCUUUUAUUUUAUUUUUAUUGGGAUAUCCAGUGGGAGCCGAGUCUGCAGAGAAGAGAGGAACUGCAUUGGCUUAAGUACCCUAACUAUUAA